Baudoinia panamericana UAMH 10762 is the source of this 690-nucleotide messenger RNA. RefSeq lists its product as uncharacterized. The transcript has 2 exons. The record is from RefSeq and is a predicted model, not a curated record. Bases 1 to 690 code for a protein of 229 amino acids. Lineage: Eukaryota; Fungi; Ascomycota; Dothideomycetes; Mycosphaerellales; Teratosphaeriaceae.
AUGGCGAGCAAAAACCGCGUGAGAAAGAUGCUUCAAGCAAUUGCAGAUGAGAAGACGAUAGAGCAGCCCUUCCUAUUCAGCGACCUUCAUCCACAACUGCGCAACAACAUCUACGAGCUCAUUUUCUAUGCUGGACACGCCACCACCCCGGAAGACAUGGAGAUAUCGACGCUUUUGGAACAUGGUCCCAGCAGUGCGCUAACCCUCGUCAACCGGGCCAUACGUGCCGAAAGUAAUUCACAUCAGGCUGACAAGGGCACGUGUCAGAAGCACGGAUUGGAGGCCUUCCUCGAGUCGGCAAAGCUAGUGCCAGCGGCUCUCAGUAGUCUCCAAGAGGUUAUCAUUCGGUUCGAGGAUAUCUGCCUGAAUCGCUAUUGCCAUGCUCUGCACUUGAGCUGCGACGAUACGGACUCUGCGGCUGCGUCCCGCUGCGCCGUCAUCUUUCACUGGGCUUUCAAUGUCGAACGCGCCGCGCCCAUGGGCGAAGCGACUUCCUCUGCGCGAAGGGGAGGGUCGGAGAGCCCCGCCUCGUCGGUGGCGGCGAAAGGCUGUCUUGAUAGACUGACAUUUGAGGCAAAUGUCUGUCUCCGGGUCAUUGAGGGAGGCAAUCUCGGAGGCUUCCAUGUCCCCAACUGCAUAGAAAUGCUCAUGCUGUGUGCAAGCAAGGCUGAGAGGCGUUGGCGCGGAUAG